Molecule: messenger RNA, 973 nt
Organism: Nicotiana tabacum (common tobacco)
Lineage: Eukaryota; Viridiplantae; Streptophyta; Magnoliopsida; Solanales; Solanaceae
Source: RefSeq, a predicted model, not a curated record
AUUCACCAAUUCAAUAAGCUUAGAGAGAGAGAGAGAGAGAGAGAGAGAGGGGAUAAUUGAAAGUUUUAAAAGUAGUCCAAAAAUGGAAGGUGAAAAGGAAAGGAUUAAAAUGGCAAGUGAUAAGUACAGGAAAUUCCUGCAUGAAGAACAAGCUGCUACUGCAGGAAGCAUCCAUUGGAGACAUGGUGGCCCUCCCAUUUAUGACGCUGUUAAUCAUCUCUUUGAACAAGGAAGAACCAAGGUAUGGGCAGAAGGGUCUCUGGAAGAAACAGUUCAAAAUGCUAUAAAAUCAUGGGAAAUGGAGCUUUCUCACAAGACUCGCGUUAAGGACUUUAGGACCAUUAACCCUGAAAAAUUCAAACUCUUUGUUAAUGGAAGAGAGGGACUAUCAGCAGAAGAGACACUAAAAGUGGGAAGUUACAAUGCUUUACUAAAGAGUUCAGUGCCAGAGGAAUUCAAAUACUACAAAGCAGAUGAAGAGAGCUUUGAAUCUUCUCACGAUGCUUUUCGAUCAGCUUUUCCAAGAGGAUUCGCGUGGGAAGUGAUAAACGUAUAUACAGGUCCUCCUGUUGUGACUUUCAAAUUCAGACAUUGGGGUUUCUUUGAAGGACCUUUUAAAGGACAUGCCCCUACUCGUGAGAUGGUCCAGUUUUAUGGCGUUGGAAUAAUGAAGGUAGAUGAAUCUCUAAGAGCAGAGGAUGUUGAGAUAUACUAUGAUCCAGCACAACUGUUCGCUGGACUACUUAAGGGACCACCAAUUUCUGAGUCUAACAUUGAGCAACAGGGCAAUAAUGAUAAAACCACCACUCAACACUGCCCAUACCAGAACUAAUUAUGUCUAAUUUCAAUUCCUCUCUGCAUAUUACUAUACAACACUUGGUACUGUCCUUAUUAUCUAAUAAAUUUUAUGCAUAAUUAGCUCUUUCUGUUUUUUUAGGUCAUAUUAUGAUAUGAUGACUGUCUUUUCAUCCUA